GUCCGAGAUCCCUUAUUACUUCAACAAUUGCUCGUAAAUCAAUCCAAUUCAAUGCUACUAAGCAUAUACACAUCUUAACCGAAUUGAAACAAAUAGUGAAGUUAACCGUGGUAAAUUAGCACACGGCCAGAUUUUCCGGUGCGACCCAAGAUUCCUCGGUUCAAAGGCAUUAUGGCCCCCACAAAAUUCGAUCACCUGGAAAUACAAAUGGGUAUAUAUAAAUUGGAAAAUUCCAUAAGUAAUUAAAUUUAGUUUUGCAUUUGAAAGCUUUUUUAAUUUAUAACUUGUAAGUUUUUCAGUAGUCAAUUGUAUACGAUUAGUUAAUGUGUUAGAGUUGCCCGAGUAUUCAUUCUCUUAUAUCCUAAAUUAAUAAUAUGUUCAAAUUGAAAACUCCGACAAGAUCAAUCAUUAUGCCAAUCUUAAAGAAAAAUUUGACUUCUUCAGCCAUUAAAGGUGAUUUAUUUAAAUAUCAAUCUCAAUUACCAAAAUUACCUGUACCUAGUUUACAGGAAACUGGAGCCAAAUAUCUUAGAUCCAUAGAACCUUAUUUAACCCCAGAACAAUUGAAAUCAACAUCAUCAAAAGUAAAUAAUUUUAUUAAUGGUGAAGGUCAAGUAUUACAAUCAAGAUUAGUUGAUUUUGCUCAAUCAAAAGAUAAUUGGUUAGCAGAAUUUUGGGAUGAUUAUGCUUAUAUGUCAUACCGUGAUCCUGUUGUUCCAUAUGUUUCAUAUUUCUUCAGUCAUAAAGAUGUUAAUAAUCAAAUUGGUAAAGAUCAAUUAUUGAAAGCUACUUUACUUACUUAUUAUACAGUUGAAUUCCUUGAACAAGUUCAAAAUGAAACUUUAGCUCCAGAAAUCAUUAAGGGUAAUCCAUUCUGUAUGAAUGCUUUCCAUUAUAUGUUUAAUAACUCAAGAGUUCCAGCUCCUGGUUCAGAUAUUACCAAACAUUAUGAUGGAUCUCAACAUCAAUAUUUUAUUGUCAUCUACAAUAACAAUUUCUAUAAAGUUCCUCAUCAUGAUGCUAAUGGUAACAAAUUAUCUAAAGCUCAAAUUUAUUAUUUCUUACAAGCUGUUAAGAAUUCAAAUGCUCCAAAGGGUGAAGGUCUUGGUGCAUUAACCUCAUUAAAUAGAGAUGAAUGGUUGGCUGCUUAUGAAAAUUUAAGAAAAUCUCCAAUUAAUGAAGCAUCUUUGGAAACCAUUUUUGCUUCUUCUUUCGUUAUCUGUUUGGAUAACAAUAAUCCAAUCACUAUUGAAGAAAAAUCAAAGAAUUGUUGGCAUGGUGAUGGACAAAAUAGAUUCUUUGAUAAACCAUUAGAAUUCUUUAUUAGUGCUAAUGGUAAUUCUGGUUUCUUAGGUGAACAUUCAAGAAUGGAUGCUACUCCAACUGUCCAAUUAAAUAAUACGAUUUAUAAACAAAUUACUGAAACUGAUCCAAAUGCUUUAAUUUCCGAAAUUACUUCUCAAUCUCCAAUUCUUUCCGCUACUUAUACUCCAGAAUUAUUAAAAUUCGAUCUCAAUCCAGUUUCAAGAUCUAAUAUCUCUACUGCUAUUGAAAAAUUCGAUAAAACUAUUUCUCAACAUCAUGAAGAAAUUUUCCAACAUUAUGGUUAUGGUAAGGGAUUAAUUAAAAAGUUUAAAGUUUCUCCUGAUGCUUAUGUUCAAUUAUUAAUGCAAUUAGCUUAUUAUAAAUUAACUGGUAAAAUUAGACCAACUUAUGAAAGUGCCGCUACUAGAAAAUUCUUAAAGGGUAGAACUGAAACUGGUAGAACUGUUUCUAAUGAAUCUAAAAAAUUUGUUUUAACUUGGACUGACCCUAAUGCAAGUCUUGAAGAAAAAGCUUCUACUUUCCAAGCUGCUGCUAAGCAACAUGUUGCAUAUCUUUCUGAAGCUGCAGAUGGUAAAGGUGUAGAUCGUCAUUUAUUCGGUUUGAAACAAAUGAUUCAACCUAAUGAAGCUGUUCCAGAUAUCUUUACUGAUCCUAUUUUCUCCUAUUCUCAAACUUGGUAUAUUUCAUCUUCUCAAAUUCCUUCUGAAUAUUUCCAAAGUUGGGGUUGGUCUCAAGUUAUUGAUGAUGGUUUUGGUUUGGCUUAUUUGAUUAAUAAUGAUUGGUUACAUGUUCAUAUCUCUUGUAAGAAAGGUAAUGGAUUAAGAGCUGACCACUUGAAGUGGUACUUGAUUGAAUCCGCCAAUGAAUUAAAGGAUAACUUAUCAAAGGCCCUCUUAGAACCAAAAGCCAAAUUAUAAUCCUCUUUUUAAUCUAUAGUAUGCUAUAUUCAGUAGUAUAGUAGUAUAUUAUUUUGAAGUUUAAUUUUUAUAUAUAUUUUAUUUAUUAAAAUCAUUACUAUUAUUUAAUUAUCUGUACA
Messenger RNA from Scheffersomyces amazonensis, 2362 nucleotides. It is a transcript of the gene CAT2, whose product is annotated as carnitine O-acetyltransferase. The transcript has a single exon. NCBI's taxonomy places the organism in Eukaryota, Fungi, Ascomycota, Pichiomycetes, Serinales, Debaryomycetaceae. Gene Ontology annotation, molecular function: carnitine O-acetyltransferase activity. Gene Ontology annotation, biological process: carnitine metabolic process. The record is from RefSeq and is a predicted model, not a curated record. Gene Ontology annotation, cellular component: mitochondrion; peroxisome. The coding region runs from base 375 to 2243 and encodes 622 amino acids.